This is a messenger RNA of Penicillium cosmopolitanum, 405 nucleotides long. Its product is annotated as DUF4149 domain-containing protein. The record is from RefSeq and is a predicted model, not a curated record. The coding region runs from base 1 to 405 and encodes 134 amino acids. NCBI's taxonomy places the organism in Eukaryota, Fungi, Ascomycota, Eurotiomycetes, Eurotiales, Aspergillaceae. The transcript has 2 exons.
AUGCGGGAGUUCCUCACGCUACAGAAACGCGUUUUCCCCGUAUACUUCGCUUCGCAAGUCGGAUUGGUGGUUCUCACUGCCGCAACGCACCCGCCUUAUAGUAUUAUUUCGCUGAUGAAUGACCUUUGGAGCGCGGGGCCAUUACUUGUUGUUUUGGGGACGGGAGGGUUGAAUUGGGCGAUUUAUGGGCCUCGUACUACGACGACGUCGCUGGUCAGGAAGGCUGUUCAUGAUGCUAAGGAGAAGCAGCAGGGCGAUCAACUUGAUGAUGAGGGUAAGGUUCACCGCGCAAAUAAGGAAUUCUCAUUCAACCAUGCGAUGUCCAUUCAUCUCAAUGCGAUUUCGCUGGUCGCAACCAUUUGGUAUGGUUUUACGCUCUCGUCCUCUCUUCUCGAGGGACUUUAG